Molecule: messenger RNA, 2993 nt
Organism: Trichoplusia ni (cabbage looper)
Lineage: Eukaryota; Metazoa; Arthropoda; Insecta; Lepidoptera; Noctuidae
Gene: Arpc2
Product: actin-related protein 2/3 complex subunit 2
Exons: 8
Coding region: 130-1041 (303 amino acids)
Biological process (GO): Arp2/3 complex-mediated actin nucleation; actin filament polymerization
Cellular component (GO): actin cytoskeleton; Arp2/3 protein complex
Molecular function (GO): structural constituent of cytoskeleton; actin filament binding
Source: RefSeq, a predicted model, not a curated record
UUUCUUUCUGUCGUUUAUGGGUAUCUAUAUACGGGCGGUCAUCGUUGAAGAUUUCCGUAUAAAUUAUUAAAUGAAGGUGCUAUAGGCGUUGAUUUUAUGAAAAAGCUGUAGGUUAUAAAUUGUUAAAUAAUGAUCUUACUCGAGAUCAAUAAUAGAAUUAUAGAAGAUACAUUAACAGUUAAAUAUAAAAAUGCACUGGCGCGCUUAAAGCCAGAGUCAAUAGAUGUGAAAGUUGCAGAUUUUGAUGGAGUGCUCUUUCAUAUAUCAAAUGUGAAUGGAGAUAAAACCAAAGUUAGGGUUAGUAUAUCACUGAAGUUCUACAAGCAGUUAGAGGAACAUGGAGCUGAUGAGCUCCUCAAAAGAGUAUAUGGGCCACUCCUCACUGAGGCAGAGUCAGGCUACAAUAUAUCGUUGCUCCUCGACCUGGAGAAUAUCCCUGAGGACUGGGAGGAUGUCGUAAAGAAGGUGGGCCUCCUCAAGAGGAACUGUUUCGCGUCAGUGUUCGAGCGCUACUUCAGGCUGCAGGAGGACGGGGAUGUCAGCCACAAACGCGCCGUCAUCAACUACAGACAGGAUGAGACGCUAUACGUGGAAGCGCAAGAAGACCGCGUGACGGUAGUGUUCUCGACGGUUUUCCGGCACGAGGACGACAUGGUCAUCGGCAAGGUGUUCAUGCAGGAGCUCAAGGAGGGCCGGAGAGCCUCACACACCGCGCCACAAGUAUUGUUUUCACACAAGGAACCACCUUUAGAACUAAUGGACACGGAUGCAAGAGUAGGUGAUAAUAUCAGUUAUGUUACGUUUGUGUUAUUCCCGCGGCACACGUGCGCGGCGGCCCGCGGCAACACCAUCGACCUGCUGCACAUGUUCCGCGACUACCUGCACUACCACAUCAAGUGCUCCAAGGUGUACGUGCACUCCCGCAUGCGCGCCAAGGCGGGCGACCUGCUCAAGGUGCUCAACCGCGCGCGCCCGCAGAACACCUCGCGCCCCGCCGAGCGCAAGACCAUCACGGGAAGAACAUUCGUGAGGCGAGAUUGAGUGUGUGUCGCGCGCGGGUCUCCCUCCUGUAGCCUCCCGCUAACGCCGCCACUCCGGUAACAUCUCCGCCACAGAACACCGUCCGGAGAGCUACACGUUACUCGUCGAUACCAUCCACCUCAAGUCGAACAUACUUGUUGAUGUACUUCUUCACGAUACUCAGAGAUAUUAUCCGAGUGGACGCGUUAUCCACGAAGAAACUCCGACAAUGUGCGUAUUUCAUAUAUCCAAGUUUAAAUGAAAUUUCCCAAACGAUUAUUUAUUAAAUAUAAAUUCAUGUCUGUUUAAUUACAACGUCACAAAGUACUUAUUCUCAAAUUCAUCUCGAUGCCAUUUCAAACAAAUAAAAUUGCCAAAUAACCACAGUUAUGCUCAAUGUUUUGUGUACUGCCCAUCGACGUUUUAUAUUAGCAGAGAAAUGUGCACAUUGUAUUUAUUAUAAAUAUUUAUUGUCAAAUCUUCAAGCAUAGCGUUAAAGUCAAUAAAUAAUGUUGCCGUAGUACUUGUUGAUAACAAAAGUAUGCUUUAUUAUUACGAGAGUUCUAUUUAUAGCGGUGGCACUGCGACAUAAUAAAUUGGGUUCCUAAAGUGUAGUAUCCACCCUCGUUACGCGUUAGAGAACGUAGUGUCCAUCGGGAGCGAACUUGUAGCUUACGUCGUUUUGUUGUAAGUUACGCCAUUACCAAUCCUCAUGUAGGGUAACGUGUAUUAUAAAAUCUAGCCUAUACUUACCGUUUCGGUUUACAAAGUUGUAAAAAUGUAUAUCACUGGAAUAUCGAGACAGGUAUCAUGCACAAAACUCGUACGAAUUAUAUUCAAUUAAUAAUUUUUACGCCGCUCCUAUGUUUAGUUAAAUAAUGCUACGCAAUAUAUACGAACAAUAAUUUAAUAAGAGUUCACCUUUACGUUUUAGGUAGGUCCGAUUCAAUUAUAAUGUAAGUGAAAGUGUAUAGUAUCUCUCAAUAGAUUCUUCCAUAGUCAAGAGGAGCUCGAUGAAUAAAUCAUAAUGGCCUUAUUUAUGAUGGAGUUUGAGUUCAGUCCGCUCUGUUUAUAGAGCUGCCGGGCUUCGGUUCGAUAGAGUCGCUAGUUUAGAACACGAUACACGAUGUAUCUAAUGUUUAAGUGCAAUUCAAUUGAUUACACACCACAUUGUUUUAUUCCAAAUUGCAUUUUUAGUUUUAGACAGAGAAUAAAAACUCUAUAAAAUAUAUUCUAGCAAAAAUUUAUUUCACAUUUUGAAACUAUUUUUAAUGUAGUUAGUUUCGUCCCGUAGAUAAUCACUUCUCAUUCGACGCAUGUAUUUAUUGCGUUCGUGUCAAAAUUGCACCAAAACAAUGAUAUUGCUCAAUAAUCCAAGUGAACACCAAGGAGCUGGGGUCAGAGAAAGCCAUAGAACAUCACGUACAUUGUAGGAGACGUAGGGUAUAAGAUGCGGUAAUGUAAUGAUUACUGUGUGCGGAUGAGAUUGUGCGGAAAGUUAUAUUGAGUCAUGGACUGAGAGGUUAGGCUGUCUUAAGUGUUUCGAGUCAGUGGGAUUGCAACAAAAUUUUAUUAUAAUUCACUAAGUCAAAUAAAUUGGGAGUUAGAGACAUUAAACCUGAUUUUAAUAUGGUUCUCAAAGCUGCAUAUGGAAUAUAUUGUUAAGAUGGAACGUAAUACAAGUAUGUAGAACGAUUUAACUAUUUAAUAAAAAACUUAGCUAACUUGAAUUUAUGUAAUUUUUUUGCAAGAUGUAUUAUUUAUGUAUUAUAAAGUGUAAGUUAAAUGUUGCUUUAAAGUUAUUGCUUACAUUGGAACAUUGUUUUUACUGUCAGUUUUAAUGCGAGAUAGAUUAUGUAAACAGCGUCGAAUACCGAAGUUAUUUGUGAAUAUGUAAUUAUUCUUGUGAUUUAAAAUCCGUUUAUACUGUAUUUUUUAUUUUCUAGAUUAAAGAAAACUUACUGCAUUUUAAA